Aethalodelphis obliquidens (Pacific white-sided dolphin) is the source of this 7609-nucleotide messenger RNA. RefSeq names its product BRCA1 interacting DNA helicase 1 (gene BRIP1). Gene Ontology annotation, biological process: nucleotide-excision repair; double-strand break repair involved in meiotic recombination. Gene Ontology annotation, molecular function: hydrolase activity, acting on acid anhydrides, in phosphorus-containing anhydrides; ATP binding; DNA binding. The coding region runs from base 124 to 3669 and encodes 1181 amino acids. NCBI's taxonomy places the organism in Eukaryota, Metazoa, Chordata, Mammalia, Artiodactyla, Delphinidae. The transcript is spliced from 20 exons. The record is from RefSeq and is a predicted model, not a curated record. Gene Ontology annotation, cellular component: nucleus.
UUCGUCUGCGCGGGUGUUGUGGAAGUGACUGAUGAGAGCUGAAGGGCCGAAAAGGUAAAGCGGACGCAAGCCCGCGACCGGGCCCGGGAGUCGCAGCCAGGAAUCUGAAGUAAAUAGUAAAACAUGAUGUCUUCAGUAUGUUCUGAGUAUACAAUUGGUGGGGUGAAGAUUAACUUUCCUUGUAAAGCUUAUCCAUCACAGCUUGCUAUGAUGAAUUCUAUUGUCAGAGGAUUAAAUAGUAAGCAGCAUUGUUUGUUGGAGAGCCCCACAGGGAGUGGGAAAAGCUUAGCCUUACUUUGCUCUGCUUUAGCAUGGCAGCAAUCUCUUAGUGGGAAGCCAGUGAACGAAGGCUUAAGUAAAAAAGCUGAAGUACCAUUGUCGUGUUGUUGUACAUGCCAUUCAAAGAAUUUUACAAACAAUGACGUGAACCAGGGAACUUCAUAUCAUUUCAACAGUCCAAGUAUACCAACUUCUGAAAGAAAUGGCACUUUGUCAACUUGUCAAGACUCUCCUGAAAAAACUACACUGGCUGCAAAGCUAUCUGCUAAGAAACAGGCAUCCAUGUACAGAGAUGAAAAUGAUGAUUUUCAAGUAGAGAAGAAAAGAAUUCGACCCUUAGAAACUACACAGCAGAUUAGAAAACGUCAUUGUUUUGAAAAGGAGGUGCACCAUUUGGAUGCAAAAGUUGCUUCAGGAAAGACCACAAAACUCAACUCCCCAUUAGGAAAGAUAAACUCCUUUUCUCCACAAAAUCCCCCUGGUAACUGUUCUAGGUGCUGUUGUUCUACUAAACAAGGAGACAGUCAAGAUUCUUCAAAUACCACUAAGAAGGAUCAUGGGGGGAAGUCCAAGAUACCCAAAAUAUAUUUUGGGACACGCACACACAAGCAGAUUGCUCAGAUUACUAGAGAGCUCCGGAGGACAGCAUACUCAGGGGUCCCAAUGACUAUUCUUUCCAGCAGGGAUCACACUUGUGUCCAUCCUGAAGUAGUAGGUAACUUCAACAGAAAUGAAAAGUGCAUGGAAUUGCUAGAUGGAAAAAAUGGAAAAUUCUGCUAUUUUUAUCAUGGUGUUCAUAAAAUUAGUGAUCAACACAUAUUACAAACUCUCCAAGGGAUGUGCAAGGCCUGGGAUAUAGAAGAAUUCGUCAGCUUGGGGAAAAAACUAAAGGCAUGUCCAUAUUACACAGCACGAGAACUAAUGCAGGAUGCUGACAUAAUAUUUUGUCCCUACAACUAUCUUCUAGAUGCACAAAUAAGGGAAAGUAUGGAUAUCAAUCUGAAAGAACAGGUUGUCAUUUUAGAUGAAGCUCAUAACAUUGAGGACUGUGCUCGGGAAUCAGCAAGUUACAGUAUAACGGAAGUUCAGCUUCGGUUUGCUCGGGAUGAACUAGAUAGUAUGGUUAACAAUAAUAUAAGGAAGAAAGACCAUGAACCCCUACGAGCUGUGUGCUAUAGCCUCAUUAAUUGGUUAGAAGCAAACUCUGAACAUCUUGUGGAAAGGGGUUAUGAAUCAUCCUGUAAAGUAUGGAGUGGAAGUGACAUGCUCUUAAAUUUACACAAAAUGGGCAUAACCACUGCUACUUUUCCUAUUUUGCAGGGACAUUUUUCUGCUAUCCUUCAAAAAGAAGAAAAAGUCUCAUCAGUUCAUGGUAAAGAGGAGGCAAGAGAAGUACCUAUUAUUAGUGCUUCAACUCAAAUAAUGCUCAAAGGACUUUUUAUGGUGCUUGACUAUCUUUUUAGGCAAAAUAGCAGAUUUGCAGAUGAUUAUAAAGUCGCUAUUCAACAGACUUACUCUUGGAUAAAUCAGACUGAUACUUCAGAUAAAAAUGGGUUCUUGGUUCUACCAAAAAAUAAGAAACGUUUACGACAGAAAGCAGCAGUUCAUGUGCUGAAUUUUUGGUGCUUAAAUCCAGCUGUGGCCUUUUCAGAUAUUAAUGGCAAGGUUUGGACGAUUGUUUUGACAUCUGGGACAUUAUCACCAAUGAAAUCCUUUUCAUCAGAACUUGGUGUUACAUUUACUGUCCAACUGGAGGCUAAUCAUGUCAUUAAUAACUCACAGGUUUGGGUUGGCACCAUUGGGUCAGGCCCCAAGGGUCGCAGUCUCUGUGCUACCUUCCAGCACACAGAAACAUUUGAGUUCCAGGAUGAAGUGGGAGCACUUGUGUUAUCUGUGUGCCAGACUAUGAGCCAAGGAAUUUUGUGUUUCCUGCCAUCUUACAAGUUACUAGAAAAGUUAAAAGAACGUUGGCUCUCCACUGGUGUAUGGCAUAAUCUGGAGUUGGUGAAGACAGUCAUUGUAGAACCACAGAGAGGAGAAAAAACUGAUUUUGAUGAAUUACUGCAGAUGUACUAUGAUGCGAUCAAGUACAAAGGAGAAAAAGAUGGCGCCCUCCUGGUGGCAGUUUGUCGUGGUAAAGUGAGUGAGGGUCUGGAUUUCUCAGAUGACAACGCCCGUGCUGUCAUAACAAUAGGAAUUCCUUUUCCAAAUGUGAAAGAUCUACAGGUUGAACUAAAGCGACAAUAUAAUGACCAGCAUUCAAAAUUAAGAGGUCUUUUACCAGGUCGUCAGUGGUAUGAAAUUCAAGCAUACAGGGCCUUAAACCAGGCCCUAGGUAGGUGUAUUCGACACAAAAAUGAUUGGGGAGCUCUUAUUCUAGUGGAUGAUCGCUUCAGGAGUAACCCAAGUCGAUACAUAUCUGGACUUUCUAAGUGGGUUCGGCAGCUGAUUCAGCACCAUCCAACCUUUGAGAGUGCGCUGGAGUCCUUGGCUGAAUUUUCCAAAAGGCACCGAAAGGUCAUUGAUGUAUACAAAGAAGACAGAAAAUCUGUACAGGACAAUGAGUCUCCGCUUGCAGUGGCUUGUUUGAAGGAUAAUACCUCAACUUAUUUAUUAGAAGCAGCAAGCCAUCUAUCACCAGAAUAUCCUAGGGAAGAUGAUCCAUUAUUAUUGGAAGAGUCUGCCCAGGCAGUAGGAGCAGAAAAAAUUGUGAUUUCCAGGUCCACAAGCCCAACCUUCAACAAACAAACAAACAGAGUUAGCUGGUCUGGCAGUAAUUUUCUGGAACAGUAUCUUACUGGUAAAAUUCUGACUGGAACACCUAAGUUUAGGUCAUCAGAGGACUGUGCCUCUAAUUCUUCCACUUUCAAAACAGAAAAGGGACGUGAAGCAGUUUUGCCACUCACUGAUAAAUAUGAGUCCUCUCUGACAGUAAACACAUCACUUGGACCAUGCCCUCAAUCGGAAACCAUUGUUCCAUCAAUAAAGAUCAAUGCUACUCUCCUGAAUCCAGAAGAUCCAGACAUUCUGUUAUCUCUAGUAAGUGAAGAAGCUGAACUUUCUACUUCAAAUACAGAAGCAGAGGAUGAAUCUAUCUAUUUUACACCCGAACUUUAUGAUCCCAUAGAUACAAAUGAAGAAAAGAAUGAAGUAGUUGGAACUGAUAGAGACAACAGAUUGGCUAAUAAUUCAAAUUGCAUUUUAGCUGAAGAUCUUUUUGAAAUUAAAACUAUGAAAGGAAUGGAUUCAGUCAGAGAAAUGAAAGCUGAGGAUUGCACAGGCACAAAGUUGAAUAGACUCACACAUAUUAAAGAAAGUAAAGUUGAUGACAUUGGUAGUAAUGUAAAAAUGACUCAUAUAAAUGAAUUGGAACUGGGAAAAAACUCAUGAAAUGGAUAUAAAGAACUUUAAACAGUCUCCUCCCAAAAAUAAAGAUGUGUUCCCUGGUGUUAGGUAGUAAUACUUAACUGUCAAGGUAUAAAAACAUGUCGUCAUGCUUAUAUUAAACUCUAUUGUAAAUGAUAAUUUGUACAUUGGAUAAGUGACAUAGCUUUUUUUUUUAAUUUGAGAUAUAUAAUUCACUUUAAUCCAAAGUCUAUAUUAUGUUCAGAAAUAUAAGUUUUACUAUUCUCAAGUUUUGAUAAAUUGAUUCAUAAAAAAUAUUUUCCUCCAAGUCUUCCUUAGCUAAAUGCAAUAUUAAAUUAAUCAAUCUGGAAGAUAUGUAGUUUCCUAAGGCACUUUAAAUUUCACAUAAAUAUUUGUAUUUUGUAGUCCUCUUCAUCCAUUUUUUUUCAUACUGAUGUGUAAAAAUUAAUAGCAAUCUAAUCCAGUUACCCCUCAGUCAUGUUUCACUGUAGAUUUUACCUCAGAUCAGUCUGAGGUUUUUUUUUUUUAGAAAUCAGUUUUCUUGAAAAGUAUAUUCCUGUAUUAAACUGCCUACUUGUAAGUAAUUAAGAAUUAAGGAAGAAAACUACAUGUAUUUUUAAUUGAAAUUGUUUUACAUUUUUGUUUGUUAAAUCAAAACCAAGCAUGUUUUAAACAAAUUUAUGUAAAAUUAUGCCAAAUGAAGGACUCCAAAUUUUCAAUUCUAAUUAUUUAGCUUCAUCACCAUUGCGGAAAAAAGUGACAUGUUCUAGCAUAAAGGCUUCAGUUAUGCAACUAAGAUAGAAAACUUCAAAUAUAAAUUUAAUAAGUAAAGCUAAACAUGUAACUGUAGCUGAAAAAUGUUCCCUUAUAGCCCAGUAAGCUUUUCUGUAAAUUUUGACUCUUGGUUUUUGUGAAUGAAGCUACACUUCUGAUCAAAAAUGGUUAUAAAAGUAGCUCUUCUCUGACAUCAUUCCAAAAAUACAUUCACCAAUCUUUUCCAAGAAACAUCUGUUACUCAAUAGACAUUUAGCCUUCUUGGAGUGAUUUGAAUCGAAAUUUUAUGAGCUGUUCAAGUUGUUGAUGCGGUUUAUUAUUUUCAAGUCAAAAUUCUCAGCAGUCAGGUAUCUUUUAUAUUCAUUUGGAACAAUGAUUUAUUAUAUAUGCAUAUGUUUACUUUCAUUUUGAUGACAUUUAUAUUGAAUACAGCUUAAUUGUUUCUAUAACAUUGGAUGUUACAACUCUAAGCAUAGUUCAAAGAAAUUUAAAUUGAUAAUUUACCAGUUAAAGAAUUUAUCUGCAGAUUGGGAUAUAUUCAGUCCCACCUAGUAUUAGAUCUUUUUCUUAGGUGAUCAGUAAAAAGUUUCAAGCACUGGAUUAGAAGGUAAUUUUUAAAUUGUUUUGAAAGGGUGAAAUCAUUUGUCAUCUUUGGAACAGUUCUUAAUCCACACAUCAAGGGUGGUGUGGUAGUAGAAAAAAUACCAGGUAGAAGACAAGAGACUUGGGCUCUAUUCUUGGGUCUGCCACUAAUUUGCUAAGUCAUGUUGGCAAUCACCAUGCCUUUUGGGGAAUUAGUUUCAUCUGUGAAAUGUGUACUUUAGUACUAUAAAAUCAUGCAAAUCCCUUUCAGCUUUAAAAAUCCAUAAUUUAAAGGAAUAUAUGUUGAUAUUUUAUUCUGAAUAAAUUUUCAUUUGCUUUGGUUGCAAAAUGCUUAAAAUAAAGCAAACCAUUUGUAUAAAAGGUAACAUGAAUAAUUGUAUGAAUAUGUACAUAAUAACUUGGGAAGCAAGUAUUUAUUUUACCAGUGCUUCAAUUAAAAUAUUUUUGAAUCCUUAAAAUUGCCCUUAGAAGAUUUGGUAAACUACCUGAGAAAAAUCAAACACAUUAUUUUUUAGUGUUAUUAUCCAGCUUGAUCUCAAAUACCAUCCCUUUCCCUAGAUAUAAUUUAUUCUUUCCAAAAUCUAAUUCUCUCCAAGGCUAAAAAUUUCCAUUACUGAGAAUGUACAUAGAGAUGUGGCACAAGCUUUUAGUAAUUCCAAGAGGUGCUUCAAAAAUUUUGUACAAUGGUAUCAUGGUUGAAUCAGGUAUAUAGUCUCCUCAGAUCACAGCCUUGACCAGGUUGGUAUUGCAAGAAGUAAAGUCUAGCCUUUAUAAAGAGUGUGAGGUAAAACGUUUUCAUUAGUGAUAAAAUACUUUUUAAAGAGAUGUUUUAGAAAGUUUAAGGUAAAACAUGUAAAAGCAUUUAAAAGAGUAUCUGGCACAUCGCAAGCCCUCAAUUAUUACUUGGUAAAUCAAUCAUGUAUCUGGAGUACACUCUUGCUUUAUACAAAGACUUCCCUAAUGAUGAUAGAUAGAUAGAUAGAUAGAUAGAUAGACAGAUAGGAGAUAAACUGACAAUAAAGAAGCAUUGUGUAGUAGGAAGGGUAAGUUACUUGUCUCGUUUAUUUUUUAAGGCUGAGAUAUAUAAGAUAGAAAUUGUUUAUCAAGUAAUUUGCCUUACCCGUUCCAUGCAUAUGAAAUAAUCAUCUAAUACUGAAUUUAUUUAAGGGCUGAAAAUACAUAGAACAUUCAGGCCACGAAUCAGGAAAACUACCAGCUGGAGAAGGGGCUUGGUUCAUGGAAGAAAGGUACAUUGUGAAGAGUAGAUGCUUCAUGACUUGACUUUUAAAGUUUACAUGAAUCAUUUAAAAUCUUUAAUAAUUGUGUUGGAAAUUAAUGACAACUCUUUGUGCUACUACUAUGCAUUUAAUUAUUAAGUGGUUUUUAAUUUUGUAUUGUUUCUAAGUUCACAUGCUUUUCCAUAUUAUUUUUCUGCAAUAUGACCUUCUCAUGCUAUGUUCCUGUAGUAAAACACAUUCAAAAUAUUUAAUUCUUUGAAAUUGCUUAUAAAACUCCAUGAAGUCAAAACACCUAUUGUAAAAUCACUUGAAAGACUGGUUAUUUAGUUAUUUAAUCUCUGAUGGCAUUAUUUUGGCAUUUGCUUACUACAGAAUUAUUCUUGCUCAUGAUCUUUUCAGCCUCAGAUUUAUCAGUAAGCUGCACAAGAUUUUACUUUAACUGUUACGAAUUUGUGGUAGAGUCUUGUCUAUUUUUAUAGACAAAUGCAGUCAAUUUUUUGUAAAUAAAAAGGCAGUAUUAAAACUGAACUUAUUUUUUCUGAACUUUUUCAUAAUAAAAAAUAAAUUUAAUACCACAUCAAACAGUGAAUGUCUAAGGAAGAUAAAACUUUAAUAUAAAGUAUCUGUGCAGCGAUUAAACAUAAAGACAUCACUUCAGGAAAUGGAAAUUUAAAUAGAUGACCUAGGCUUAUGAUUCUCUAGCCUGAAACAAUUUUCAUGUCUACCAAAAAAAAAAGCAUUUUGUUUCUUAAGGUUUCAUUUGAUAGACCAUUAGCUGCCUGGCUUCCUGUACUCUACAAUGGGGCCUUGUUGUAAAAUCCAUGUGAUCUGAGCCAGUGGAUCACCUUAUUGGUGAAACCAUCUUAUAAUGAAGUGCUUUCAGUAACUGAACUCCUGGACAAGAUCCAAAACAACCCAUCUUAUACCAAAUUCUACUCUGUAAUAAACAAGUUUCAAUGUAUUACAAGGAAAACAAAAAUUGUAUUCCCAGAAAUUAACCUUUGAAAAUCUAAUGGUAAAUUCUGAUUAAAAGGAAUAUUUGUUCACAAGGCACAGUGAGGUACAUAUUUUAGUAUGCUUUAUAGUUUGUGUUUUUUAAUUUUGAUCUUUUGUGAUUUUGAUUCUCUUGUGCUUUUACCCAAAAUUUCACCAUUUCACAUUAUUUUACAUCUGUAUUUACAAAGCUUAAUUUAAAAGGUUUCCUUUGUCUCCUUUCUGUUACAAAGUACUGAUUGUACAGGUGGCAUGUCAUGUAUGUAAACUAAGUUAGAUGCCAUCGUCUUUUAUGUAUGAUUCAUAUAUAGUGAAAAGAUUUAGAGAUAUUAAAUACUGAUUGUUGUUAUUUUGGA